Brugia malayi is the source of this 1500-nucleotide messenger RNA. RefSeq lists its product as uncharacterized. The coding region runs from base 1 to 1500 and encodes 499 amino acids. The transcript is spliced from 11 exons. Gene Ontology annotation, cellular component: plasma membrane. Gene Ontology annotation, biological process: L-glutamate transmembrane transport. NCBI's taxonomy places the organism in Eukaryota, Metazoa, Nematoda, Chromadorea, Rhabditida, Onchocercidae. The record is from RefSeq and is a predicted model, not a curated record. Gene Ontology annotation, molecular function: neutral L-amino acid transmembrane transporter activity; glutamate:sodium symporter activity; L-glutamate transmembrane transporter activity.
AUGGCAAGUUGGUUCAGGCGGAAUCUGUUGUUGGUAUUAACGAUCGCUUCUGUAUUGUUGGGUAUUCUAUUGGGCUUUAUUGGUCGACUAUUUAAUUUGACACUCCAAUCUAUAGUACUGGUCAGCUUUCCGGGAGAAAUAUUGAUGCGUAUGUUGAAACUAAUGAUUCUACCCCUUAUUAUCAGUUCGCUUAUUUCAGGAUUAGCUCAAUUGGAUGCGAAACAAUCUGGUCGUUUGGGUUUCCUCGCAAUAUUUUACUAUUUCGCUACAACUGUUAUUGCUGUUGUCACGGGCAUAUUUCUGGUACUAACAAUACAUCCCGGUGAUCCAACAAUCAAACACGAUAUUGGUGAAGGUACAGAAGCAAAAACAGUCAGUACGCUCGAAACAUUCCUCGAUUUAUUGAGGAAUACAUUUCCGGAAAAUAUUGUACAAGCUACAUUUCAACAAGUACAGACCAAAUAUAUCUCGGUGAAACCAAAAAUUAUUAAAAAGAACAGUUCCGAAAUUUUGCAAGCAAUCGCAAAUGGUUCUCUUGCCGUCAUGAAGCCAUCAGUUGAAUAUACCGCCGGUAUGAAUGUUCUUGGUGUAAUAGUAUUUUGCAUUUCGUUUGGAAUAGUAUUGAGUCAACUUGGCGAGCAAGCUCAAACCAUGGUUGAUUUCUUUUCUAUAAUGGAUCAAGUGAUUAUGAAACUUGUGAUGCUUAUCAUGUGGUAUUCACCAGUUGGAAUUAUGUGUUUGAUAACUGGGAAAAUUUUGGAAAUUGAUGAUCUGGCGAAUAUGGCUCGAAUGCUGGCAAUGUAUGUGUUGACGGUAUUGGUAGGACUAAUCGUCCAUGCUUUGAUCAGUCUACCAGUGUUAUUCUUCAUUUGUACCAGGAAGAAUCCAUUUACUUAUAUGCGGGGUUUAUUACAGGCAUGGGUUACCGCCCUUGGAACUGCUUCAAGUUCGGCAACUCUUCCUAUUACAUUCAAAUGCUUGGAAGAAAAUUUGGGAAUUGAUCGACGAGUCACUCGAUUUGUGCUACCCGUUGGAGCGACCAUCAAUAUGGAUGGUACAGCACUAUACGAGGCAGUAGCAGCUAUUUUCAUAGCCCAAACAAAUGGAGUUGAUCUAUCCUUCGGUCAAGUUAUUACUAUUAGCCUAACAGCAACAUUAGCAUCAAUAGGUGCAGCAUCAGUUCCAUCAGCUGGCUUGGUUACAAUGUUAAUCGUUUUAACAGCGGUUGGCUUACCUGUGAAGGACGUAUCUUUAAUUGUAGCCGUCGAUUGGCUUUUGGACCGCAUCCGAACGUCAAUUAAUGUAUUAGGUGAUGCAUUUGGAGCGGGAAUUGUCCAUCAUUUCAGUCGAAAACAGUUAGCGGUAAUUGACGCCGAACGCCGAUUAUCGCAUCAGACGCAUGAUGAACACGGACAAUUGCUGGUAAGUUCAAAACAUGGUAAUGGUCCAGCAUGGACAAAAGAUCCGCAUGGCUACAGAUCGGUGCCAACAGAACAGUAA